Molecule: messenger RNA, 1217 nt
Organism: Populus trichocarpa (black cottonwood)
Lineage: Eukaryota; Viridiplantae; Streptophyta; Magnoliopsida; Malpighiales; Salicaceae
Exons: 2
Coding region: 27-1070 (347 amino acids)
Biological process (GO): ribosomal large subunit biogenesis; ribosomal small subunit biogenesis
Cellular component (GO): nucleolus
Molecular function (GO): RNA binding; DNA binding
Source: RefSeq, a predicted model, not a curated record
UCCUCCUCCUCCUAGCGACAGAAGAAAUGGGGAAGGAAAAGAAAAUUCUUGCCGGUGAAUCAGGUCCUGAUGUUGAUCUUAAGUCUCUCAUUCAUCGAAGUUCAUUGUUUUUUGACAAGUUGAUUGAACUCAUCCCUGCUAAGUUCUAUCUACCGACUGAUGAGAAAGAGAAGCCAUGGUUUCACGGCCUUAGUAAGGGUGCUAAAGCUUCAGCAAAGAAGGAAGCAAGGGAAAACAUCAAGAAAGCAAGGAAAGAUCGGCUUGACCCUGAGAAGUCUUCUACAACAACCCUUGAUUUGUUAAUGCAAAAUUUGGAGAAAGAAAAAUCAAACAGUGAGAGUGAUGGUGUUGAAGUGGAGAUCAAUCCAAUGAUGUCUGGUUUAGAAAACGAUGACCAAUCAGUCACGUAUGAAGAACUCCGGCAACGGCUUCGUCGUAAAAUUGAAGAGCUCCGAGGUGAUAGAAAUUGCGGAAGUUCAGAAAAAGCUAAGUGGAGGAAGGAGAAGAGAGGGAUUGAGCAAAAGAAACGGAAGAGGGAAUCUGGGUCUGGAGAAAAGAAUCAUGUCACGAGUACUUCAUUGGAAAGGGUGGAGAAGGAUGCAGAAGAAGCUACAAAGGAGCUCAAGUUUAGUCAUGUUAAAAUGGGGACUGAAGAAGAGCAUGGGAAGAAGAAGAAGAGGAAGAUUUCAAAGUUAAAGGAGCUUGAAAAGGCAAAAGAAUUGGAAGAAGCAAAGAAAGAUCCAGAGAAAGGGGGUGUUAUCUCAAAGAAGCAUUCAUGGAAAGCAGCUACAAGUAGAGCUGCAGGAAUUAAAGUUCAUGAUGAUCCAAAGCUUCUGAAACAGAGUUUAAAGAAGGGUGAGAAGAGGCAUCAAAAGAAUGCUGAGAAGUGGAAGGAAAGGAUUGAAUCCCAGCAUAAAAUGAAAGCAGAAAAACAGCAAAAGAGAUCAAAGAAUAUAGCUGGCAGAAUUGAGCAGAAGAAGAUGCGGAAGAUUGAGAAGAGAGAGAAAAAGCUCAUGCGGCCAGGGUUUGAAGGUCCUAAACAAGGUUAUAUCAAUGAAGGUUCAACUUGAGGUGCCUCAACUCGGAAGUUUGUAGUGUUGUGUUAGUCUCCUGCUCUUUUUUUGUCCAAUUAUCCUCGCUCUAUUUUUUUUCCUGCACUUUUCAUAGUUUUGUAUUAAGCAUGGUUUUGGUAUCAAAAGAACGUUAUGAUUUAGGAA